Molecule: messenger RNA, 1260 nt
Organism: Erigeron canadensis
Lineage: Eukaryota; Viridiplantae; Streptophyta; Magnoliopsida; Asterales; Asteraceae
Product: GDSL esterase/lipase At5g45950
Exons: 5
Coding region: 54-1133 (359 amino acids)
Molecular function (GO): hydrolase activity, acting on ester bonds
Source: RefSeq, a predicted model, not a curated record
CUAAAGAAUCAAAAAGUAGUCUCCAAAUAUUUUAAAACAUAUACAAAAAAAUUAUGGGCAGUCUAGUGAGCAUGUUUGUUUUUCUGUUUCUUGCAAUAAUAAGAAUUGGACCAGCUAAAGCCAUUGAUAUUGCUCACAUAAGACAGAUUGUAACCAUGAAUAAUGUAACUGGUGUGUUUGUGUUCGGUGAUUCGAGUGUCGAUCCUGGGAAUAACAAUGGUCUUAAAACCGACGACAAGAGUAACUUUUCGCCUUACGGAGUGGAUUUCUUCGAUGGUUGUCCUACCGGGAGGUUUAGUAAUGGCAGACUUGCCACUGAUUACAUAGCCGAGGCAUUGGGCUAUACGAAAGAAAUUCGACCAUAUCUCGAGCCAGGAUCAUCUACAAAGACAUUCGAUCUUUCUCAUGGUGUUAGUUUUGCUUCGAGUGGCUCCGGCUAUGAUAACUUAACUGCCCAAAUUUCGAAUGUGUUGACAUUAUCACACCAAAUCAAGUAUUUUGCGCAUUACAAGAGAAACCUUAGUCUAAAGAUAGGAGCAAGAAGAGCUCAAGAAUCUAUUCAGAACUCCGUGUUGGUAUUGAGCAUGGGAACAAACGAUUUCUUACAAAAUUAUUACGUCGAGCCAACACGAAGUGCCAAAUACAACGUCGAUCAAUAUGGAGAUUACUUGAUCUCACUUCUUCAUGGUUAUGUCAAGAAAAUGCACUCUCUUGGCGCAAGAAGAUUGGUAGUGGUUGGAGUUGUUCCUUUUGGAUGUAUGCCUUUGGUCAAAACAUUGAAGGGUACAACUAAAUGUGACAAUGAAUACAACAAUGUGGCUCUUUCAUUCAAUCUCAAGAUCCAAAAAGCACUUGCUACGUUAAAAACGUCGUUAGGAAUGAAAUCUGUUUACGUCGACGCUUAUGGUCUCAUUCAAAGGGCAAUGCAAAAUCCUAAAAAAUAUGGAUUUGUAGAGACUUCAAAGGGGUGUUGUGGAACAGGAACUUAUGAGUAUGGUCUUACUUGUAAAGGCUUGACCACAUGUGUUGACCAUGAGAGAUACUUAUUCUGGGAUGCAGUUCAUCCUACGGACAGAAUGUAUAAGAUCCUUGCGGAUGAGGCUUUAAGUUCCAUUAUGACCAGUCUUUUUUAAGGAUUUUUAGAGAUACAUAAAUUAUGUGUAUGUGUAUGUGUAUGUAUGGGGUACUUAUAUUUAUUCUUUCAUGUGUAUUUGUAUGAAGUACUUUUACUAUGAUACAAUCAACUCAUAUAGUUACACA